Molecule: messenger RNA, 2772 nt
Organism: Trichoderma aggressivum f. europaeum
Lineage: Eukaryota; Fungi; Ascomycota; Sordariomycetes; Hypocreales; Hypocreaceae
Exons: 1
Coding region: 1-2772 (923 amino acids)
Biological process (GO): cellular response to heat
Cellular component (GO): cytoplasm
Molecular function (GO): ATP hydrolysis activity; ATP binding
Source: RefSeq, a predicted model, not a curated record
AUGACUUCGCGAAUGGACUUUACGGACCGUGCUCAAAAGGCCAUCGAGGACGCCAUGUCCAUGGCUGAGCAGUACGGCCACUCACAGCUCCUACCUGUACACUUGGCCGUGUCUUUGCUGGAGCCCCCUGUCGACCAAUCCAAAGACCAGCAGAAUGGUCCUCCACAGACCACCGUCACUCUCUUCCGACAAGCCAUCGAACGAGCACAUGGAGAUCCUCAGCUCCUCGACCGUGCGCUGAAAAAGGUCUUGGUACGGCUACCAAGCCAAGACCCUCCCCCUGAUCAGGUCUCGCUGUCACCUUCAUUCCACACCGUUCUGCGGAAGGCCCAGGAGUUGCAAAAAGUUCAAAAGGAUACGUUCAUCGCAGUCGACCAUCUCAUCACGGCUCUAUCCGAGGAUGUCGGUAUCCAGGCUGCUCUCAGAGAGGGCAACAUUCCCAAGCCCAAGUUACUUCAAGAAGCUGUCACCGCCAUCCGCGGCACUCGGAGGGUGGACAGCAAAAACGCAGAUACAGAACAAGAAAACGAGAACUUGGCCAAAUUCACCAUCGACAUGACCGCCCUCGCGAGAGACAAGAAGAUCGACCCUGUUAUUGGCAGAGAAGAAGAAAUCAGACGAGUUGUGCGAAUCCUCUCUCGCAGAACAAAGAACAACCCGGUUCUUAUUGGUGAGCCCGGUGUUGGAAAGACCACCGUCGUCGAGGGCCUGGCCCAGCGAAUUGUCAAUCGAGACGUUCCCGACAACCUCAAGGCCUGCAAGCUUCUCUCCCUUGAUGUCGGUGCGCUGGUUGCCGGCAGCAAGUUCCGUGGUGAAUUCGAAGAGAGAAUGAAGGGCGUUCUGAAGGAGGUCACCGAGUCCAAGGAGAUGAUUGUUCUCUUUGUUGACGAGAUUCACCUGCUCAUGGGAGCCGGUUCGUCUGGUGAAGGCGGUAUGGACGCUGCCAACUUGCUGAAACCAAUGCUUGCUCGUGGUCAACUGCACUGUAUCGGUGCGACGACAUUGGCCGAGUAUCGCAAGUACGUUGAGAAGGAUGCUGCUUUUGAGCGUCGUUUUCAACAGGUUCUGGUCAAGGAGCCCACCAUUCCUGAGACCAUCUCCAUCUUGCGUGGCCUGAAGAGCAAAUAUGACAGCCACCACAAGGUCAGCAUUCUCGACAGCGCCUUGGUGGCCGCAGCCAAUCUUGCUGCGAGAUAUCUCACCUCGCGACGCAUGCCCGACUCGGCAAUCGAUCUCAUCGACGAAGCUGCCGCAGCAGUUCGAGUCGCUAGAGAAUCUCAACCCGAAAUCAUCGACUCUCUAGAGCGCAAGCUGAGGCAGUUCAAGAUUGAAAUCGCAGCUUUAGAAAAGGAACAUGACGAGGCAUCCCAGGUCCGUCUGCAGCAGGCGAAGAAGGAUGCCCAGAAUGUUGAAGAAGAGCUACAGCCCCUCCGCGAAAAAUACCAGAAUGAUAUCAAACGAAACGAUGAAAUCCAUCAGGCCAAGGACAAGCUCGAAGAUUUGAAGAAGCGACUUGAGGAUGCCAUCAAUGCAGGAAACCACCAGCGGGCUGCCGAUCUCAAGUACGGUGCUAUUCUCGAACAAGAGGCACUGAUUAAGAAGCUGGAGGACAAGAAGAAUGCCGCUGAUGUCGCGCUCAACGCAAAUGGCGACACCAGCGUCAUGGUCACCGAUAUCGUGACGGCAGAUAACAUCAAUGAAAUCGUCGCGCGAUGGACUGGCAUCCCUGUUACCCGACUAAGGACGUCGGAAAAGGAGAAGCUUAUUCAAAUGGAAAAGGUCUUGAGCAAGGUGGUCGUUGGCCAGAAGGAGGCUGUCCAGUCGGUCGCCAACGCCAUCCGACUUCAGCGCUCAGGUCUCAGCAACCCCAACCAGCCACCUAGCUUCCUGUUCUGUGGUCCAUCAGGUACCGGCAAGACGCUCCUUACGAAGGCUCUGGCCGAAUUCCUGUUUGACGACCCAAAAUCCAUGAUUCGCUUUGACAUGUCCGAAUACCAAGAGCGACAUGCACUGAGUCGUAUGAUUGGUGCCCCGCCAGGAUAUGUCGGCCACGAUGCCGGUGGUCAGUUGACUGAGGCACUUCGACGAAAGCCAUUCUCAAUCUUGCUGUUUGACGAAGUCGAGAAGGCCGCCAAAGAAAUCUUGACGGUUCUCCUUCAGCUCAUGGAUGAUGGCCGAAUUACCGACGGCCAGGGCAGAGUCAUUGACUGCAAGAACUGUAUUGUCGUCAUGACAUCCAACCUGGGAGCUGAGUACCUUGUCCGCCCAGGCGUAAAGGAGGGCAGAGUCGAUGCCAACACACGGGAGCUGGUCAUGAGCGCUCUCCGCAACUACUUCUUGCCCGAGUUCUUGAACCGUAUCAACUCCGUCGUCAUCUUCAAUAGACUGACGCGCAAGGAGAUCCGCAAGAUUGUCGACUUACGUAUCACGGAAAUUCAGAAACGGCUGGAAGACAAUGGCCGCAAGGUCCAUAUCUUGGUCUCUGAUGAGGCCAAGGACUACUUGGGCAACGCGGGUUACUCCCCGGCAUACGGAGCUCGACCACUGGCUCGUCUGAUUGAGAAAGAGGUGCUUAACAGGCUUGCCAUUCUCAUUCUCCGAAACAGCAUUCGCGACGGCGAGACUGCCCACGUGGAGCUUGAUGACAACAAGAUUGUUGUGCUGUCGAACCAUCCCGAUAGCGGAACAGAUGAUGAUGACGAAGACAUGUAUGACGAGGAUGACGUUGAGGAUGUGAUUGGAGAGGACAUGGACGAAGACAUUUAUGAUUAA